Molecule: messenger RNA, 461 nt
Organism: Pelecanus crispus (Dalmatian pelican)
Lineage: Eukaryota; Metazoa; Chordata; Aves; Pelecaniformes; Pelecanidae
Source: RefSeq, a predicted model, not a curated record
GAAUCUGCUGCCGCACCUCCACUGCAUCCCCUGAGGCAGCUUAUGGGACCCUUCCCUGGGCGCCUCUGCCCCAGGACACACCGCAUGGAAUGGCAAUGACACGUGGAAAGAAGAGACCCAUGUCCCCCAUCCCUUGCCUCAUCCUUGCAGCUGCUAGCUGCUUUGCCAGACUGAGUGAAUCUCUGCAGGUCACAGUGCAACCUGCCUCCAUUGUCCAAAAGCUUGGAGGCCCAGUCAGCCUGGGGUGUGUGGUGGACCCCCCCAGAGUGAACCUCACCUGGCGACUGAACGGGAAGGAGCUGGCUGGAUCGGACGAGGUGCUGGGUAUCUACAUCGAGCGAGGGAAACUUGUCAUCACGGCUCUCAACAACCACACAGUGGGGCGAUACCAGUGCAUUGCUCGUGUGCCCGAAGGAGUCAUUGCCAGUGUCCCCGCAGUGGUCACAUUAGCUAGUGAGUAA